This is a messenger RNA of Phragmites australis (common reed), 2045 nucleotides long. RefSeq names its product ankyrin repeat-containing protein At5g02620-like. The record is from RefSeq and is a predicted model, not a curated record. Lineage: Eukaryota; Viridiplantae; Streptophyta; Magnoliopsida; Poales; Poaceae. Bases 230 to 1921 code for a protein of 563 amino acids. Gene Ontology annotation, cellular component: plasma membrane. The transcript has 4 exons. Gene Ontology annotation, molecular function: protein phosphatase regulator activity; protein phosphatase 1 binding.
UUGACUUCAUAAGAUUAACUUGGGUAUCAUUCUUCAUUAAUGGACGAAGGGAGUGUGUCGACUUGAAACAUUCAUAGUGUUGCCGUGGUCAUGAAACUUUACUAAGCUGCCCUUUGUCUCCACGACGACUCGAAUUGCUGCUCUCUGCUUUUGUAUGAGGAGUGAUGCUGUUUUGAGUUUUGACUAAACACAUCGGAAGGCGUGUUAUAGUUCAUCAGGAGAAACACAGAUGGACAGACAGCUGCUGGAAGCAGCCACAUCUGGUGACACCGUAUCAAUGAGGCACAUUGCUUUACAUGAUCCAGGCGUGCUGCUGGGAGAAACUCCACAGGGGAACACCUGCCUCCAUGUAUCCUCCAUCAGUGGCCAUGAGAGGUUCUGCAGGGAUGUUCUGGCGCUUAACCCGUCUCUCCUCUCCGCCGUCAACGCAGGCGGCGAGACACCGCUGAUCACCGCCGUGACAAGUGGCCAUGUUUCUUUAGCUUCUGUUUUUCUCAGAUGCUGCCGUGAACGACGACUUGAUGAGGCAAUUGUGAGGCAAGACAGCAACGGGUUCAAUGUGCUGCAUCACGCCAUUCGCAGUGGCCACAAGGAGCUCGUGCUGGAGUUGAUAGCAGCAGACCCUGCCUUGUCGAAAGCUGUGAAUAAGUACGGUGAGUCACCCAUGUUCAUCGCGGUGAUGAGGGAUUUCACGGAUGUCUUCGAGGCACUGCUGCAAAUCCCUGAUUCGGCUCACUCGGGAAUCAGUGGAUUCAAUGCUCUGCAUGCGGCAGUGAGAAAUGGAAAUUCAGAUAUUGCUAAAAGGAUUAUGGAGACACGUCCUGAGCUGGCCAGAGAAGAAGACGUGAAUAAGAAUACUCCAAUGCACCUGGCCGUACUUUGGCAUAAGAUUGAUGUGCUAAGAGUAUUGUUGGAACAUGAUCAGUCUUUAGGGUAUGUAGUCUCCACAGAUGGUAUUAGUCUCCUUAGUUAUACCGCAAAACGAGGCCAUAUUAGUAUUGCUCGAGCGCUUCUGAACCAUUGUCCAGAUGCUCCAUAUUGCGAUGCAAGUGGCUGGACAUGUCUUCACGCAGCUGUAUGGUGUGGUCACACGGAGUUCGUCAAAUUUGUCCUGGGCUCACAACAACUUCGUAAAGUCAUUAACAUGCGAGACGAAUACGGAAGAACUGCUCUGUAUCUCGCAGUCCAAAGGUGCAAUCCGAAGAUGAUUGCUGCUUUACUGCUUCACCCAGACAUAGACGUCACAGUGCUUAACAACAGAGGUGCCCCGCCUACCUGGACAUUACCUGAUGCCCUCAACAGCGCCAAGAGUUUAAAAUGGAAUGAAGUUUCCAUGCUCAUGCUGAAAGCUGACCCCAAAAGAGCAAUAUCUAUUUAUAAUCUUCAUAAGGAAAUCAAGGAUAAAAUAACUGAUGCAUCAAGAAAGGAUGUCCGGUCAUUGACUCAAACCUACACAAGCAACACUUCUUUAGUGGCAAUCCUCAUCGCGACAAUCACCUUCGCCGCUGCUUUCACCUUACCUGGAGGUUACAGCAGUGAUGCUGAAAGUCAGGGGCUUCCCAUCAUGUCAAGGAAGUUUGCAUUCCAAGCAUUCUUGAUCUCCGAUACCUUAGCAAUGUGCUCCUCACUUGCCACUGCAUUCAUAUGCGUCAUAGCAAGAUGGGAGGAUCUUGAGUUCUUGAUUUACUACAGAUCUUUUACUAAGAAGCUUAUGUGGUUUGCAUACAUGGCAACCACCACGGCAUUCGCAACUGGUUUAUACACAGUGUUGGCCCCUCGUCUUCUAUGGUUGGCUAUUGCAAUUUGCGUUCUGUCAGUUUUAUUGCCUAUUCUUACUAAGCUUCUUGGUGCAUGGCCUGUCCUCAAGCUUAGGUUUCGGUUAGGUCAAACUUUCAAGUCUGAGCUUCUUGAUAUGGUCUGAUAUCGUCACUUUGUGCUACUGAUUUUGAUUCCGGCUACUUUUAGGUCAAAUUAUUUCUUUCGACAAGUUUUGGUAUGGUAAAUGAAUGUUAUGUUAGUAGUUUGGAAUUCCGUGUAAGAUCAAA